AUGAGUCUGAUUUCUGUGGUUUCCUGGAGUCUAGACUCAGGCUAUAAAACCUUGCUGGGAGCAAGAAGAGACCCCAGCUGCAGCCUCACCUCCAAGGGAUCUACUGAAGCAGAGAACGCUAUGAUGAAGCACCUGCAGAAACUCCUGCUCUCCCUCCUGCUGGUGACAUGCCUCCCAGCCAACGCCAUCCCAUUCACUGCAGAUUAUUCCUGGAAUCGGAGGGAGGGAGGAGGUGGAGCAGCCCACUCCACACCCUACAUGGCCUAUCUGCAAGGAAAGAACAACCAAUUCUGCGGCGGCUUCCUAGUGGCCCCAAACUGGGUGAUGACAGCAGCUCAGUGCUUCAUACACAAACCUCUGACUGUCAUCCUUGGAGCCCACACAAUCCAGAGGAGAGAGGAAAGCUGGCAAAUAUUCGAAGUCCAAGAGUAUCACUGCCACCCAGACUACACGAGUCCUAAGAAGGGAAACGACAUCCUCUUGCUGAAGCUGAAAGGCAAUGCCACCAGCAACAGCUAUGUUAGGACCAUUGCCUUUGAAAAAUCAAAAGUCCCUGGUGGGACCACAUGCAGCAUAGCCAGCUGGGGCUACAAAACACCCACUGCCACACUAUGCAAAGCCACUGUCACCAUCAUGGGACGAAGGGACUGCCUCAGCCACUACCCAGGACUUGCAGACAACUUGAUUUGUGGCAACAGUGCAUCUGCUUGGGUACCUGAAAAGGGUGAUGCUGGGGACCCACUCGUCUGCAACAACAAAGCGUACGGCAUCUUCUCCUACAGGCAUAACAAAUGGCCCGGCUUCUACACACACAUUGCUCCUUACCUUCCCUGGGUCAACAGUGUCAUGAAGUCAGCAUGA
Egretta garzetta (little egret) is the source of this 861-nucleotide messenger RNA. Its product is annotated as granzyme E. The transcript is spliced from 5 exons. The coding region runs from base 1 to 861 and encodes 286 amino acids. Gene Ontology annotation, biological process: proteolysis. The record is from RefSeq and is a predicted model, not a curated record. NCBI's taxonomy places the organism in Eukaryota, Metazoa, Chordata, Aves, Pelecaniformes, Ardeidae. Gene Ontology annotation, molecular function: serine-type endopeptidase activity.